AUGCGCACUGUCACUUUCUCAGAGUACUGCCAUGUGGCUCUCCAAGGGGCUGUCCUCCGGCUCCUAGAGCCGAGCAUCGCUACUGGGGGGACAACUGUGUGGAGGAGCCUGGGCCCAGGCAUAAGGUGGCCAGAGGACAGAAGCCUCACCAAGUUCGGCAUAAAAAGCCAGGAUUUCUCGGCCCCGAGUCCCUGCGGCCUCUGGGUCAUGUGUCCCAGCUAUGUGACCAGAGCUGGCCAGGGCCCUCGCCUUGUGCCUGGGUGUCAGGUUCCAGAGGGCGCCUUGAAGGGACAAAGCUUCUAA
Rangifer tarandus platyrhynchus (Svalbard reindeer) is the source of this 303-nucleotide messenger RNA. NCBI's taxonomy places the organism in Eukaryota, Metazoa, Chordata, Mammalia, Artiodactyla, Cervidae. The record is from the annotation of a GenBank genome assembly.